Messenger RNA from Solanum dulcamara, 585 nucleotides. RefSeq lists its product as uncharacterized. Bases 38 to 358 code for a protein of 106 amino acids. The transcript is spliced from 2 exons. Lineage: Eukaryota; Viridiplantae; Streptophyta; Magnoliopsida; Solanales; Solanaceae. The record is from RefSeq and is a predicted model, not a curated record.
UGUGUCUAUGUUACAUUCAGCGAAGGCUCUUAGCUAAAUGGCUCUUGUAAAGAUGGAACUUCCUACUUGUCUUCAUCAGCUGUUCCUUCAGCAGAUCAUUCUUAUCUUUUAUUUCAGCUUGCAAAAUGUGCAAUGUCCUUGUGACAGUUUAUCUGCUCUCUGCUAUCGUUGCCCAUACCUCAUGGUCAGCCCCAUGGACAGAGGGAUGAACCUAACAAUUAUACUACUGUUCCAAAUCAUUCAGAAAAAAAAAAUGGUUCAAAAGCUACUUUUACUUGGACUUGAAAGCUCCGGAACAAGCAUCAGGCACCAGCUAAUUAGAGUAAAUGCCAAUGGAAUGAAGCAUGGCAAUGGAUGAGAUUUUUGAAGAUGUUCGUGUUGUAGUAUUUUGUGUGGCCCUGAUUCAUGUCAAAGAACUCUCUAAAAAAUGGUCAGACAUCCAUGUUUCAAAGAGACCCCAUUUGUUUUAAUCUCGAACAAGUAUGUCUGUUUGUGGAGAAGGUCGCUCUUGUACCACUGGACUCUUGUGAGUGGUUCAGCAAUUCCAGUCCAGUGCAGACUCACCAUAGUAAGCAGUCACUAGCA